CGGUGGGCUGGCGCUCUGACCGCCGUUGGCUGUUGGGCGAGCGGUGCUCGCGCGCCUAACGGAGAGCGGGACACCCUCUGCGGGUCGGGGUUUGGGAGCGCGCUCCCGGAAGCCAGCCGCGAGCCUCGCCCAGCCACCGAGGCUGCUUCCCGUAGCCAGUUUUGUUAGUGCUAAGUUCGCGUGGGUCCUGACCCGUGGGUGGCGACGGCGGAGGUCGGCGGGAGGCUGCCCACAGCGCCACGCGCAGGAGCUACAUGAUGUGGAAAGUAAAAUCACUUGUUUGAUGCUUGGGAUGGGAGCAGAGAGGCAGGUGGCUCUGAAGUUUCUGGUGUGGUAUUGAUAGCCAAUUAGCUGUGUCACCGUGUUAUGAUGCCAUCUCGUACCAAUCUGGCGACUGGGAUCCCCAGUAGUAAAGUAAAAUAUUCAAGGCUUUCCAGCACAGACGAUGGCUACAUUGACCUUCAGUUUAAGAAAAGCCCUCCUAAGAUCCCUUAUAAGGCCAUUGCACUUGCCACCGUGCUGUUUUUGAUUGGCACCUUGCUCAUAAUCAUAGGCUCUCUCCUGCUAUCGGGCUACAUCAGCAAAGGGGAUUUUACCAUUUGCGCAUCGCCUACUAUGCAUCCAAAGGCUACCGGGGUUACUCCUAUGAUGACAUUCCAGACUUUGAUGACUAGCAGUCACCUCAGCCUUGAGAAGAGACACAGUGCACUUACUUUAAGACAUCAAGCAGAAACUAUGGCUAAGUCUGAGGAAAUCUACAAUUUGCAGAUGUUUACCAAAACAAUGGCCGGAUUGUAUGAGUCCUUUUCCAAAAUGCUUAUGCUUUUAAUUAGCUAAUUAGGACAUGUUAUGUUUUCAUCUGCUGUCCCUGGCAAAGCUUGACAAGUUUUUCCACAUGUGUAUGCAUCAUGUACUAACUGUGAGGCUAAUUGUCUGGGAAAGCAGGCUAUUCUAUAGUGGAAAGUGUUACCCUCUUUCGGGGUGAGCCUUCCUUUUGCCUUCUCGUCAGCUUGUUUUUGUAGCAUAUGAAAAAUGUAUUAUGUCUAGUUUCUUAUUACUAAGUAAUUUAUUUUUUAAAAUAUCUAUCUUAUCCCUUACACUCUCCUCUAUCUUCACAUUCUGGUAAAAUUAAAGUAUCUGUCUAAUCCCGUA
Molecule: messenger RNA, 1152 nt
Organism: Mesocricetus auratus (golden hamster)
Lineage: Eukaryota; Metazoa; Chordata; Mammalia; Rodentia; Cricetidae
Gene: Tmem230
Product: transmembrane protein 230
Exons: 5
Coding region: 367-837 (156 amino acids)
Biological process (GO): synaptic vesicle transport
Cellular component (GO): synaptic vesicle; endomembrane system
Source: RefSeq, a predicted model, not a curated record